GGAAGCCGGGCUCGGACCCCCGAUCCCGCGGCGCCAUGGCAACGGCCUUCAGCAGCGACGGGGCGGCCGCGCUGCGGCGGGAACUGGGCCCGGCGGCGGCCGCGGCCCCACGGGGGAACCUCGACGGCUUCUACGAGAUGGGCCGGGCCGCCGCCUUCGUGCGGGGCGGCGGGUUCCGCAAGGUCGCUCUCCAGUUCCCCGACGAGCUCCUGGCGGACGCGGCGGCGGUGGCGGCCCGGUUGGAGGCGUCGACGGAGGCCGAGAUGUACAUCCUAGGAGACACCACGUACGGCAGCUGCUGUGUGGACGAAGUGGCCGCCGAGCACGCCGCUGCCGAGGCGGUGCUGCACUACGGCCCGGCCUGCCUCAGCCCCUGCAGAAAGCUCCCGGUGCUGCACAUCUUCGGGCAGCAGCCCCUGGACGUCGAGUGUUGCGCAGCGGCCUUCCGGGAGCUCUACCCCGAUCGGCAGAGCCGUGUGGUAGUGCUGAAUGAUGUAGUCUAUGCCCACGCGAUGGGUGAGCUGGAGCAGCAGUUGUGCCCUGAAUACCCCAAUGUCGUCUUCUCCAGGGUGGUGUGUGAGGACCCUCCCGGCCCCGUGCCACCCGGGGAGGAGCGGCAGUUUGGCCGCCAGUUCCCUGUGGGGGCACCAGGAAGGCUGCAGGACUGCGCCAUGUUCUACGUGGGAGCCGAGGGCCUGGCCCUCACCAGCUUCAUGCUGACCUGGAACUGCUGCCCGUUCAGCUCCUUUGAUCCUGUUACUGGCUGCGGCCGCCGCGAGACCUUCAAUGUCAACCGGGCCCUGAUGCGACGCCUCUACCUGGUGGAGCGGGCCCGGGAUGCCCAUGUGGUGGGCAUCCUGGUGGGCACCCUUGGUGUGGCAGGCUACCUGGCCGUGCUGCAGCACCUCCGAGAGCUUCUGCGCCGGGCCGGCAAGCGCAGCUACACACUGGCCGUAGGGAAGCCAAACCCUGCCAAGCUGGCCAACUUCCUCGAGGUGGACAUCUUCGUCCUGGUGGCCUGUGCUCAGAACUCCCUGUUGGACUCCAGUGACUUCUACCAGCCUGUUGUGACCCCCUAUGAGCUGGAGCUGGCCUGUAACCCAGCCCGUGAAUGGACAGGGAACUACCUCACUGACUUCCGAGACCUGCUGCCAGGUGCCUGUGCGCACGUUGAGCUCCCACCGGCUGUCCCUGCAGCAGAGGCUGUUCCCGACAUCUCGCUGAUCACGGGGGAGAUGCGUGCCACUCACCUCUGCGACCCCCCGGCCCCCCAGCUGUCCCCCAGCACCGCCCUGGCCUGCAAGGACCAGACGCAAGCCCUCGCGGAGAUCAGCCCCGCUGCCUCCUUCCUGGAGUCCCGCAGCUGGCGGGGUCUGGAGCAGCAGCUGGGGCAGACCCCCAUCUCCAAGGCUGUGCAGGGCCGACGAGGGAUUGCCAUUGCUUACGAGGAUGAGGGGCGCGAGAAACCUUGAUUCAGCAGGAGCAGGGGGUGUGCAGGGGCCGGGUGAUGCCUGCCAUGGGGUGUCAGAUGCAGAUGGGUCUCACAAGGGUCUGGACUGGCCCUGUGCUGGAUGUGACCAUGGGACGGGAGUGCUGUGGUGGGAGAUCAGGAGUUGCAUGUGUGUUCAGGGAUGCCUGUGGCAUCCCAGGGCUUGUGUCUGGGCAGUGGCAGGGCUGGGAGAGGCGCUUGGCCCAGACCCAACCUCUGAGGGCUCCCCAGUCCAGGGCAGCUUUGGCCCUACACGGAAAGGUCACAGCUUCACACGAGCUGAUAGCACCAGGACUUGAGGCUUUUGUGGGCUACUGCUGCUAACUAAAGCUGGACUGAAAAAGA
Tyto alba (common barn owl) is the source of this 1834-nucleotide messenger RNA. It is a transcript of the gene DPH2, whose product is annotated as diphthamide biosynthesis 2. The record is from RefSeq and is a predicted model, not a curated record. Bases 36 to 1472 code for a protein of 478 amino acids. Gene Ontology annotation, molecular function: 2-(3-amino-3-carboxypropyl)histidine synthase activity. The transcript has 6 exons. NCBI's taxonomy places the organism in Eukaryota, Metazoa, Chordata, Aves, Strigiformes, Tytonidae. Gene Ontology annotation, biological process: protein histidyl modification to diphthamide.